Messenger RNA from Hippoglossus stenolepis (Pacific halibut), 5329 nucleotides. Its product is annotated as ras and Rab interactor 2. The coding region runs from base 258 to 3542 and encodes 1094 amino acids. Gene Ontology annotation, molecular function: guanyl-nucleotide exchange factor activity; small GTPase binding. The transcript is spliced from 12 exons. Gene Ontology annotation, cellular component: endocytic vesicle; cytosol. NCBI's taxonomy places the organism in Eukaryota, Metazoa, Chordata, Actinopteri, Pleuronectiformes, Pleuronectidae. The record is from RefSeq and is a predicted model, not a curated record. Gene Ontology annotation, biological process: signal transduction; vesicle-mediated transport.
ACAGAGGAGAACAAAGCAGCAGAGCUGAAGACCAUGGAGCGAGCCGGGGCAGAAAAUAGACUGUGCUCUUACUUUCCUCGCCUCACACUAUGAGAAAUGUGUCUUAACCAUAACAGCAGGUAACAACCUCGACAUGGAGCCACUAUGGUAGUCACCUUUACAGCAUCUUGUCGGAGCUGUGGAGUUUCCCUCUGCCAAACUGGAGCAACACACACUCCAUAAACAGUUCAGCAGACAGAGAGGACUCUACAGACAUCAUGCCUUCCAGUAAUGUCAGUCAACCCUGCAAACAAGAGAAGGGCAGUUUCUUCAAGCUGAUCGACUCGUUUGCCUGGGAAAUUGGCACACUGAAGAAAGAGAUGGGGAAAAAGCCUGAGCCUGCAGAGGGAGACCACAAGACAGAUACACUCCUUGGGCUGGGUGAGGAGGUGGGAGGUCUCUUCCUGCAGGCAUCGCCUUGCGCUGGGAUUGGUCCGGGACUAGCUCGGGUGAGAGAUUCGGGCUACGACUCCCUCCAUCUCCGGCUCAGUGUUCUGGACAGACUGGUGCAUACACAUGCUGUGUGGUUACAGCUGUGUCUCAGCCACCAGGAUGCCACCAUCAUGCUACAGAACCAGCCCACAGGGAUGUUUGUGGUGAGGAAGUCAGCCAGUCUGCAGAGGAAAGUUAUAUCUCUUCGGAUGGACAAAGACUCUGCAGUUCCUGUCAAAGACUUCCCUGUGAAGGAGAGCCAGUACACUUUCUCUCUGGAGGGAUCAGGCCUGAGCUUUGCAGACCUUUUCCGUCUUGUGGCUUUCUGCUGCAUCAGCAGGGAUGUGUUGCCCUUCACUCUGAAGCUUCCAGAGGCUAUCGCUUCAGCCAGAACAUCUGCAGAUCUUGAGGAGGUUGCUAAACUUGGAUCAGGCUUCUGGGCCGCUCAGUUGUGCCGUAGGAGGAAGGUCUUGUUGUCAGGGGAAGGAACUCCCAACAGACCACCUUCUACUACUCAGGGACCAGUCUUCUUGGCAGCGCCCCCAGGGCGCCCACAGCUUCAAACUCGCACCCCAUCUGAGCUUGAGUGUUGCCAAUCCAACGGAGCGCUGUGUUUCAUCAACCCCCUCUUCAUAAAGGUCCACCAACCAGACGGCGAUUCAAGUGCCACCGCCUCUGGCACAGCAAAGCAGGUGCGGAGGGAGGAACCUAUUAGCAACAACGAAGAAACCAGCCAGGAUACUCAGCCCUGUUGUGGCAGCAGUCCUCAGGUCUGCAGCUCAAAUCACAGUGACAGAAGCCAGUCUGGUCAAAGCGAACUGCACAGCCUCAUCAGAAACACACAGCUACAAGGAGAUAACAGUCAAGCCAACUGCAGUCAGAAGCUAACUGUGUCUCGGUCCCCACCCCCUCGUCCACCUCUACCACGCUCUGUGCCACGGCGCUCAGCCCCCCCUGUCAGACAGCGCAGCAUGCCAGAGAAGAUCUCCUGGAUCAACAUCCCCAAGGAGAAGGUUGAGGAGAGAGAGAGGGGCAGCAGCCUCCUGUCUCGUCUGGGCUCCUCACUAAGCAUCAGCCCCUCAUCCUCCCCUCCCAAGAGAUUCAACAUCAGCUCCCCUAUAUCCAUCUCCCGGCCCUCCCUGCCCCUUUCUCUAACUUCUCUCUCCUCCUCUCCACGUCGGGGCAAGUUGUCACCAUCAUCCAGCCAGGAGGAUGCUCAGUGCCACUUGGCACUGGAGGAGCAGACUAUUGAGAAGGCUCUCAUGCGGGCCAAACUGUCUCAGUGUAAUGCUACCAAAACCACUGUUCAGGUGUCCAGCAGUCCUCCAGAACAUUCAAUGAUGACAACCAGCAAGCAGGCAGAGAAGCAACGAGGAGAAGAAGAAGCAGGUGAGGAAUGUAGUGGAGGUAGCCAGCGGCUGAGCGACAUGAGCCUCUCCACUGAUUCAUCAGAUUCUUUGGAUUUCUCUCAGUCCUCAGCGUUCUUCCUUCCUCCUCUGCAUGACCCUAGCCCCCCCACUGAGGCUGACUUUAACACACACCUCCCCCUCUCCCUCCCCCCAUCCCACAUGCCUUAUGGCAGCAUGGAGGAAGAUGAUGACGAUGAUGACGACGAGGAUGAAGAGGAGCAAGACUAUGGCGUCAGCCUUGAGAGUGAUCAAGACCAGGACCUGACUAUGGUGCCUCCCGGACAUCGCACAAAUCGUCGCCCCAGUGCCAGUGCUUUGGUCCUCCAAAAGGCCCUGCGAGGGCAACUGCGCAAGAUGAGCGGAGUUUUCCACUCACUGCUGACGCCUGAGAAGAGGGCGAUCCGCAGGGUUGUGGAGCUGUCCAGGGACAAAGGAUCAUACUUUGGCUGUCUGGUGCAGGACUACCUGAGCUACAUGGGCGAGGGUGCGGGCACCCAAGCCUGGCAGGGCUACGCCUCUGGACUUGAGCUGCUGCAGACUCUCCGCCAGUUUAUUACUCAAAUGAAGAGCUACCUGAUACAGAGCUCCGAAAUGGAGCCGCCAAUUGAGAGCCUAAUUCCUGAAGAUCAGAUCGACCGGGUCCUGGAGAAAGCCAUGCACAAGUGCGUGUUGAAGCCUCUAAAGCCGGUAGUGAGUGCGGCCCUGCAGGAGUUCCAGGUGAGCAGCGGAGCGUGGCAGGAGCUGCAGGAGAACCUGUCACUGGCCAAGGCACGGCAGCCGCAAGAUGUGGGUGUCGCAGAUAUGCUGCCCCCGGAUCACGUGGCCAUUGAGAAGAUCAAGCACAAGUUCCACACCAUGUGUAAACUGUACUCUCCAGAGAAGAAGGUCACCCUGCUGCUGAGAGUGUGCAAACUCAUCUACACCAUCAUGGAGGACAAUUCAGGUCGUCUAUAUGGUGCUGACGACUUCCUGCCGAUGCUCACCUAUGUUUUGGCCCAGUGUGAUAUGCCUCAUCUGGACAAUGAGAUACUUUACAUGAUGGAGCUGCUGGACCCUUCACAGCUUCAUGGAGAAGGUGGUUACUAUCUGACCAGCGCCUAUGGAGCAAUGUCCCUGAUCAGAAAUUUCCAGGAGGAGCAAGCUGCUCGAGUCCUGAGCUCGGAAACCAGAGACACACUCCACCAGUGGCACCGGCGCCGCACCACCCAGCGCUCUGCUCCCUCCAUUGAUGACUUUCAGAAUUACCUGCGGGUGGCGCUGCAGGAGCUGGACAGUGGCUGCACGGCCAAGACUCUACAGGUCCGCCCUUACGCCACCGUAGAGGAGGUGUGCCAGCUGUGUGGCCAGAAGUUUAAAGUUUCUGACCCUCAGAACUACGGCCUCUUCUUGCUGAUGGAGGGCAGCAGCCAGCAGCUUGCACCGGACACCUAUCCUCAGAAGAUCAAGGCUGAGCUCCACAGCCGCCCACAGGCUGCCCCCUUCCACUUCGUCUUCCGACGUGUUGCCAACAGCAGCACUCUGUCGACAGCUCCCUUCGAUGCUAUCCCCAACCUGAAUGAGCUCAGCAUGGACCUGUCGGACUCCUCCCCCCAACCCCAGCGAAGCUUACGCCUGUGCCCAGCUCCGAUCCUCAGCCUGACAGGGGGCCAGCUGGAAGUUUGAACAGGGGCUUUGUCUCCCUGCUGUGAGAAUAUCACUCAUAAUCUCUAACAAACAUGGUGUCAGCAUACCAAAGGGGGCGAGCAUGUUGAAAGGAUUUAACUGUGCCAAACCGUGCCAGUCUUUACAAGGCCCAACUUCUCCUUUUGGAUGGCACGUCUGUCUCAGUCAACAUCCCCUCACUGGAAAGUUCUUUCCGACAGACUCGGUGAAAGAGGAAAGAAGGGAAGGAAAUGAAAGAGAUUGAGUCUUUUUUAACCUCCUUGGCUUUAGAUUUGGAAUCAGAGCUCUUAAUGUCUAACCACACAUUUAUGGUAGAAAUGUAGGGCAUUAUGUACAGAUUUAUUGAAGACCAUGUGUUCAGUCCUGCCUUAAUGCUGGUGCAUGAGUUGCAGUUUCAGGGUCAGUUUUUAUUGUCGCUACCUUUGAGGUACGGGAAAUCAAAAAUAAAUCUAAUCUUUGAUUCAUCGCUUUAAAUAUAUCAUAGAUUUAUUUAGGUAAUAUGUACUAUUAACUACUAUUUACUUGUUACAGUUGCUGGUAAACUGUAUUUUGUUGUUUAAGUUUUGAAACUGUUCAUGCUUUGGUCUGUUUGAGGGGGUUUAGGUGACACCCAGUGGUGCCUGGUGCACAUAGCAAUCUAAUAUUUGCCAUUAGAAUCAGGACAUUUAAAGUUAAACAGCCACUCAGCUGUACACUUACACUCAAGCAGAAUAUACAUUUGUUAUUUUGUUCUUUGCUGUAUCGGUAGCCCUCCUUAUCUGUAAAUUACAAUCCAGUCAUAUCCAGUCUAUGCACAGGCUCAUGGUUCAUUAACCACAGCCACUUGUUGCUGCAUGUGUUCUCACAGAUCCGAUACAGACUGAAACCUGAAAACACACUUUGAUGUGUUAGAUAGUUUCUUCUUUAAGCAUUCUUACAAGCAGACACAAUUGAAAUGAAUAUUCUUAGAAAUACAACAAUGUUUUGGUAAGAAACAGAUAUUGUGAGUGUUUAUAUAAGAAUUUAUGAGAAUUUGUAAAAUAUUGUUCCUGCAUGUAAUUUGUGUUUUAAGGUAAUGUUGGAAACAGGCAGGUCUGCCAGUGUCAAGAACAAUGUAACAUCCAUGGAUGUAUUUACUCAUUAUCCUGGUGAUAUGAAAGAAACUUGUUGCUUAUUGCUUGUUAACUUUUCCAUUUAGAUUGACAACAUGUAACAGAGAUUGAUAACUGUGUCUAUGUACUACUGACAGAUGAUAGAGGUUUUUGUUGUGCUGAGAAGAAAAGAGGGUAAAUGAAGCUUGUUGCAGCUCCGAGGUCUCGGCCAGGGAAACAAGCUGUGUGGCUGUUUGUGGAGAGAGAAAUGCUGAGAUGGUCUGAGUCUGUGACGCAGUCUGCAUCAGUAAUGACGUUGGUUCUGUCAGGAAACAUUACUUGAAAACGUUUCAGCGAGUGGAGAGGGAAGUGGAAGAUGAUGCGGGUGAAGGAAACCUGUUGGAGCUAGUAGAGAGGUAUUAAUAUCAUGUGUCGUUGUGUAUACAGUAUAGCCUGUACGUAGCUCACCAUGUGUAUCUCCGUGGGCGCAGUGUUCACAGUCUGCAUUGACUCAUACCGCCAUGUUAUUGGCACUGUCUAUCUUUGAUUAAGCAAAUUGAGUAUUUAUAUGUAUCUGUGCAGGGAUUUAUCACAGAUGUUUUUUUCAUGUUUGUAAUAUUCUGUAUUGUGUCAAAGAAAUCUUCCUGCUUAUUAUUUGCCAUUGAACAAUAUCAUGAAUAUUCUUUUGUACUUAAUAAACAUUGGAUCUAGAAUCAU